Messenger RNA from Phytophthora nicotianae INRA-310, 1168 nucleotides. RefSeq lists its product as hypothetical. Bases 24 to 386 code for a protein of 120 amino acids. The transcript has a single exon. NCBI's taxonomy places the organism in Eukaryota, Oomycota, Peronosporomycetes, Peronosporales, Peronosporaceae. The record is from RefSeq and is a predicted model, not a curated record.
CGGCCUUUUCGCUGUGUUUUCGUAUGGCGAUGUUUUCAUGGCGUUGGUCUACCAAGGCAAACACAUCUGCAGCCCAACACGUGGACGCUCAUCUCGGGGCGAUCGAUGCCCGCAGUCAUCGACUGCAAAGCCUCUCCAUUAUUUGCAGUGUGCCGUCGUUGUUGAGCCAAAAAUUGCACUUGCCACGCGCUUCUUCCGUCCCAGAACGCAUUACCUGGGCCCCAGUAUGGCCAAGCAGACAGGGACCACGCCCUAUCUCGCGAGAAAGCUUUGUCGUCGCCCCGGGCAAUCUUCAAACGGUGUCAACGAGCGAAUCUAGGCGCCACAACCCGGCGGCACCAGCCAUCUGGGUCCUAUGGACCCACCUGUCGGCGGCGAAGCCGUGACCAGGAGUGCAAAACGCUUUGCAUUUAGCGUGACAAAAUUCAUCUAGGAGCGCAUCGCAAUGCUCGACGUGAAAGCGUGGCCCAGCCAGCCAUUCGCUCAGCCCCGUCUGCAGGCUUAGAAACCAAGCGGCAAGCGUUUCUAAUACGGUAUCAACAUUCAUGGUAUUUUUGGUUGGUACUUACCUUGCUCGCUACCUCGCCGCAGAAUUCGCUCACGUCCGCAUAUUGUGGGCCUAACGUCGAGCGGGUGUUUGAAAGCAGUUGGCACCGCAUGGACAGCCUCGAAUAACUCACUUUGUUCCGACCUGCCCUAGUUCAUCUUGAAGUGGCCGCCACGCCAUCUCCCCCACCCACUCCACCCCGCCUCAGCCUGAGCCUGAGCCGGCCUUCUUACUUUGAUAUCGGCGGGUGUGCGGCAAAAUACGUUCACCCUGCAUUUCGCACGUUGAACUGAACGAGUGUGUCUGCUGCUCUCUGCUCUGGAAAACUACUUCAAGUAGAUCGGUUACGAGAUCGCCCACAGCUACAUGUUGUUCCUGGAAUUUAGUACAUGUGUCGAAACUCUGUUGCUGACACAAUCAUAAGAGCUCACGACAAUUCUCAUUCACCGCAUUACUAGCUUCUAGUAACUAUAGUCUAGUUCGUCGUGCUUCGUUCAUGUUUCGGGGAGACUGAUGCCAAGACUGGCUGCCAUGAGGUAGCAUUGGAGCCUUUAAUCCGAAUAUGCAGCUGGAUUGUGUUAAACUUGGAUUCAAUAUUGGUGCGCAAAUGUAUCGCUAUCC